This is a messenger RNA of Durusdinium trenchii, 1309 nucleotides long. NCBI's taxonomy places the organism in Eukaryota, Dinophyceae, Suessiales, Symbiodiniaceae. The record is from the annotation of a GenBank genome assembly.
CCAAAUUCAAAACAAGCUCCAUGCUGGGAGUGCAGCCGCGGCCUUGACUGCUGACUGCCCGACAUCGCUCCUACACAUUGUUGGGUGGUUGUGCUCUGCAUGUGGCCAUGGCUGGCGACAGCUUGGGUUCUGUUGGCUUGGACAACCUGCCGGUGCCGGCACAGUAUCGGAAGAGAGUGCGCUGUGCCGGCCUUACCUCUUCGGCCUCGGCCGCUUCGGAGAGGUCUUGCUACCAGGCAACUGUUCAGUGAGAGUGUUUUCACUCGCCGGAGUAAGCGGUCGCUGUCAACCUGGUAUGGCCAGCCAGUGAUUCCAGACUCAGAUGUGAAAGCUUACGUCGACCUGGUCCUCUCGGAUCCCAACAGCCAAGUGAAUGACCCAGCAGUCCCAGAUUUCAUUGAACGCGAAGUCUAUUUUGUGGUGGUCCGGUUUGUCCUCCAGAUGCUGCACUUUGCAGUCGGCGUGAUUGACGAAAGAGCACUCUUUGGGCAAACCCUUUACAUGCUGCAGUAUCAAAGUAAAGAGCACAAGCAGCUCCAGCGAGCAAGCCUGAAUUUAACUCCUGAUAUGAUUGACUUCGCAAUGCGAGAAGUUGUCACCCCAUCCUCGCAGAACAUGAGAAUAGUGAGCAAGCUGGCUGAUAAGAUUCUCUACAAGAACGCGGUGAAGUUUGCACUCCGGCUGGUGAUUGAUAUGGUCUCCUCCGUGGAGUUGUCAGGAUGUGGGCUACGUGUCAGUGUCCAGAUUGAGGCCGACCCAUCCAGCGCGAAGAAGUCCUUGCAACAGUACCCCUUGAACCUCGGGCCUUUCGAGAAGUCCUGUGAGCCGCUAGUGAAGGAGCUGAUGGCGCAACGGACCAUUCCUUUGCCACAGAAGCUCCAAAAGGCCCUUUACAAGAAUUUGCUGCGUGUUCUUGCACUUUCGGCUGCGGCAGCGUUGCAGUCCUCGAAGCUCGAUGUGUUUGGCAUCAGUGUGGACCCGAGAUUCGGCAGAUAGAUAUCGCCGGCAGAUGACGGUUGAUUCCUUCCGUGGCCUCGCCAAGUGUAUACACCUUGACAACAUGGAGAUCCUUGCGGCACCAGAUGAGACUGCUCACCCGCUCCGUCGUGGUCAGUGCCAACGGGGUCAGACUGGCAAUUCUCUAAACGCUUAGCAACCAGCAGUGUUUGGAGAAGCACCGCCCACAGAAUGAUCAGAAUGAACAGAGUGAGCAGUGUCGAGAACGAUUCUAUUUUGUGUCACCCCUUCACUCAUGCCGGGGUGUGUGUAAAAGUGCGAGCGCGUAUCCGCACGCACACAUGAUGUCAUA